AUGGCUGUUAGGAAGAAGAGGAAACAAGAAAGUGAUCAGAACUCAGCGGACAAGGAGCCAGAGACCGAAGCCAAGUCUAAGAGGAACAAAGUUGAGAGCGACUCAGAUUCUUUUAAUGAGGAGCAAAAUGUUGCAGCUGGUCCACGGAGGGAAAACCUACAGAGGAAUCUACCAGCAGGGGGCAGCGUUUCAGCAGAGGCGACGCUGCGGUCGGUUCGGACAGAGUUUAUUGACAGAGUGUCUAAAUCUAAUUUAGAUCAGCUUCUGGAUAAACUUCUUCAGUGUGGUGUUAUAAAUGAUGGUGAAAUGGAGUCGAUCAAAACAGGAUCUCGAGCAGACAAAGCUCGAGAUUUGAUUGACACGGUGCGAGGAAAGGGAAAUGAACCCAGCUCACACUUCAUCGCUGUCCUCUGUGAGCUGGAUCCAAACCUUUCCAGACUGCUCAACUUAACAGAGUUUAAGAAGAACAAAGUUGAGAGCGACUCAGGUUCUUUUAAUGAGGAGCAAAAUGUUGCAGCUGGAGAGAAACAACCAGCCAUGGUGGCAACUCCAGAGUGGAAGAGAGUCCAACCCCUCUCUAGAAGACUGGUUCCGGAGUCCGAGUGGGCCAUGUUCCGUGCCUCCAUUGUCAAGGCGGCUGACCGGUGCUGUGGCCCUAAGGUGAGAAAAACCAUCAGGGUUCUGAAGUCUAGUGGCCAACUUCAUGAUUCAGAAGCCAUCGUUGGGAAAGUUAUGCAGAAAUCCGGGCUGCGCAGAUCUAAAACCAAGGAUGGCAAUGGGACAGUUUUCUUCUAUGUGUCAAUCGCUGAUGACACAGACUGUAUUAAACUUAUGGUUUAUGGGAAACCCCACUUUCAAGAUAUCAAUGAAGAGUGCUCCUACUUGUUCCGAAAGCUAAUAACCGAUGAAAAGGGCGUGAAGGUUAACAAACACAGCAAAGUGUCGGAGACGAGUGCUGUCAAAGUCCCAGAGGAGCUAGAGAUGGAAGCACGGGAACUCAUUUGUGUCCAGAGUCAAGUUUACUCGAUCACAGAAGUCAAAACACUUGCUGAGAAGUAUGGAGUGACUGUUGAAGGAACUGUAACAGAGAUUUAUCCUGUUGUAGAAACGGAGGUGACGGCCCAACAGAGGAUGACAAAGAAGCAAGAAUUCCUCCUACAGGAAGACAAAGAGUCCAUCAGCAUCUGCAUGUGGGGAGAAGACACUGAGCAGAUCAAAGACAUAUCAGUUGGAGACGUCGUCAAGGUGACCAACGUGAAGACCAGUCACUACCAUAGUACUGUGUCCCUGAACUCGACUGGAUUCACCAGAAUUCUUCCGAUUGAAAGGGCUCCUGUCCAGAAAGCCAGAAUUGAGAUUCAGGCGAUCCAAAGUACCGACCCCACGCAGACGUUCCUGGAGGCGGUGUACAACGGGCUGAUCGACACAUUUGUCGUGUCCACUCAACUUCUGGCGAGCGAGUUUAAGUUAAGACUGGACGGUGAUUUAAAAAAAAAUCUUCUUAAAAAAAUGCCAUUCUCAGCAGAUGUAGAAAUACAAGGGAGAAAAAUUCAUACAUUUUUUUUCAUCACAUAA
Molecule: messenger RNA, 1575 nt
Organism: Scomber scombrus (Atlantic mackerel)
Lineage: Eukaryota; Metazoa; Chordata; Actinopteri; Scombriformes; Scombridae
Exons: 10
Coding region: 1-1575 (524 amino acids)
Biological process (GO): regulation of apoptotic process
Source: RefSeq, a predicted model, not a curated record